This is a messenger RNA of Baudoinia panamericana UAMH 10762, 1326 nucleotides long. RefSeq lists its product as uncharacterized. The record is from RefSeq and is a predicted model, not a curated record. NCBI's taxonomy places the organism in Eukaryota, Fungi, Ascomycota, Dothideomycetes, Mycosphaerellales, Teratosphaeriaceae. Bases 1 to 1326 code for a protein of 441 amino acids. The transcript has a single exon.
AUGACACAGAAUCGCAAAGAGAGGUUCCGAAAGCCAGUCGAUCCGCCACCUUUCGUGAAGAUGCACGUCGACGCGUCCGCAGACCCUCAGGAUACAUGGCUUGCUAGUCCCUAUCUGUUCGUCAUGGCGACUCUACUACAAGGAGAAAAAGGCGACACUAUAUUGUCGGGCCAGGACACCAUCAUAGGUCAGCUGUCAUCUUCGCUACACCGUUUGAAGGACCUCGAGAACCGCGAAGGGGGAUUCUUCGUCUUCGGCGACAUCUCAAUCCGCAAAACCGGUUGGUAUAGGUUGCGGUUUAACCUUUACAACCUGGACAAGUCGUCAUUGGCUGCACCUUACGCACACUUCAUUACCUAUGUGGACUCAAAGCCAUUUCAAGUGGUCGCAAAGGGGUACAGCGGGCUACAAGACUCGUCUCAGCUAUCCCGAUCGUUUGCGGACCAGGGUGUGAAGUUGAAAUUGCGCAAAGAAGGACUUAAGAAGCGUACCAGAGCAGACACUGAUUACACGCAGCAGUUUGAUGGCUUGGCCCGUGAACAUGGAGAAGAACGCUAUACCUCGCCCACCUCGAAGCGUUCCAAAUAUGGCGAAGAUUUAGGCGCAAGCACGUUUGUCUUUGCGAACCACUUGAGCUCUGUUCACUCCUACCCAGAAGCGAACUUCUUGCCGAGCGGUUAUGGAGGACACGGAAGCAGUGCUCCUGCACCCCCUUUGGUCAGCGGCUAUCGCCGUCCAAGUAUGCAAUCCGACCUGUCAUUCACGGGUCCCAUGAGCACAGGAUUUGGCGCCAACAACGCGUACAGACCCUCGCAUCAAGGCGUUUCAACAGGAUUCGCAACGCAUGCAUACGGACACACCCCAGUGGGAUACACGACCUCGUCGACCAGCCCAGACUACUUCAGCAGCUACGGCAAUACUACAGCGUUGAGCGACUCUACCGCUGCAGCAACAAUCCCGACGCCUGCAUCGUAUCAAUCGUCCCCUACGUCCAGCUAUCCGCAUACCAACACCCUAGCUACCGCCUCGUUCAACGGCUUACAACCAGUGCAGCCCAUUGAGUCGUCAGCCGAUCCUCACUCAACAGCCACCUACGGCAGCAGUAACCAGACCCCACCGUUCGCGCUUGCAAACGGCUUCCCAGCGGAUGGCGAUAGUCACGGGCAACUGAGCGGCGGUCUCAGCACGAGUUGGCCAGCGCAAGCCUAUACAGGCGUACCUGGCGCUCAAUUUCCUCCCGUGCAACCUGAUGGUAAGAACGGUCUCCAACGUGGGAUUAGCGAUGUUGACGCAUCGUUUUGCGCAGCCCGUCUACCGCAUCGCUGA